Gallus gallus (chicken) is the source of this 15637-nucleotide messenger RNA. RefSeq names its product PWWP domain containing 2B (gene PWWP2B). Gene Ontology annotation, cellular component: nucleoplasm; nucleus. NCBI's taxonomy places the organism in Eukaryota, Metazoa, Chordata, Aves, Galliformes, Phasianidae. The transcript has 3 exons. Bases 31 to 1764 code for a protein of 577 amino acids. The record is from RefSeq and is a predicted model, not a curated record.
GGGAGGGGGAGGAGCGGCGGCGGCGGCAGCAUGGCGGAGGCGGAGGCGCCGCGGGUGGGCGCGUGGCUGCCGGUGCUGGUGGAGCAGGUGGUGAACGACACGCUGGUGGUGACGCUGCGCUGCGGAGAGCGUCGCUUCGCCGGCGUGCUGCUGGACUGCAGCAAGAAGUCCGGGCUGUUCUGCCAGCCAUCGUCCCUCCCGAAGCCCGAGGAGCCUCCUGCCGCUGCCUGUGUUCCUGCUGCCAGGGACCCCACGCCUGGUGAGACGCAGCCGCAGCCCGGGGACGACCAGGUGCCGCCGCUGCUGCCCGCGCCGCCCGGCAGCCUGCCGCCCUACCCGCCCUACUUCGAGGGCGCCCCAUUCCCGCGCCCGCUGUGGCUGCGGCACACCUACAGCCAGUGGGUUCCGCAGCCGCCGCCGCGGGCCAUUAAGAGGACACGGCGGCGUUUGUCGCGGAACAGAGACCCGGGACGGCUGAUCAUGAGCACCAUCAGGCUGCGGCCCAGGCAGGUGCUCUGUGAGAAGUGCAAAAAUACCCUGAACCCCGAGGAUGAGAACGCGGCGGGGCAGAACGCUAAAACGAGGAGGAAGCUGAGCAUCCAGGACAAGGAGCAGAAAAAGCACAGCGACUCCGAGUGCCUGGAGAAAAGGAACAAAAGGGAGAAGAGAGAGGAUGACAGGUUUGCCGGGGAGCUGGUGCAUCGAACACCGGUCAUCAAAAUAUCCUACAGCACGCCGCAGGGGAAAGGUGAGGUGGUGAAGAUCCCCUCCCGGGUGCACGGCUCAGUGAAACCGUUCUGUCCUGAACGGCUGUUGCAGAACGGGGAGGAGGACCAAGGGGAGGUCGGGGAUGCUGAGCAGUGUCGAGAGCCCAAGUGCUGCGCGGACAAGGCAGCGGGCGGCCAGCUUGCUUCCAUCCCCAAACUGAAGCUGACGCGGCCGGCGCAUCCCAGUGCGGAUGCCCCACCUCCGAAGAUACGGCUGAAGCCCCAUCGCAUCAACGACGGUCAGAGUGUUUCUAUCUAUAAGGCAGAACUUAUCGAUGAGAUAAACGUCCUUCAGGACAGCAGGGAGGCGAAUCCCGGUGCGUUUUACACCAGUGAGCCGACAGACAGAGGUUUGGCUGAGAUCUCUUCAGGGAGUUCGGGUGAAGAUGAUGACUUUAAAAGGUUUCCCCAAGGCAAAGACGGACACGACAACCUGGCCUUCCUUAUGAAUUACCGGAAGAGAAAAGCAGAUUCCUCUAGCCUGUCGGUGUGUAGUAAUGACAGUCUGGACGAGUCCAAGUCUUCUAGUUCGGAGGUAACGUCACCAGAGAUGUGUGACUUUUUACCUGGUGAUGAUGCAUCCGUCUCUUCAUCUUCAAAAGAUGAGCGUAAAAUUGUGCCGCCACUGACAGUCCGGCUGCACACCCAGAGCGUGUCCAAGUGUGUCACUGAGGACGGAAGGACUGUGGCGGUGGGGGAUAUCGUGUGGGGUAAGAUCCAUGGGUUCCCGUGGUGGCCGGCACGCGUUUUGGACAUAAACCUCAGCCAGAAGGAAAAUGGGGAACCUUCAUGGCGAGAAGCCAAAGUUUCGUGGUUUGGCUCUCCGACGACUUCAUUCUUAUCUGUUUCAAAACUUUCUCCUUUCUCUGAGUUUUUCAAACUGAGAUUUAAUCGCAAGAAGAAAGGGAUGUAUCGGAAAGCUAUCACAGAGGCUGCAAAGGCGGUGGAGCACCUGACUCCAGAAAUAAGAGAUCUCUUAACACAGUUUGAAACAUAACUGUGCCCCCCGUAUCAGGUCUCCAGGAGCUCUCUGUUGGACACAGGUGGAGCCCAGGCUGCGAGAAGCAGGUCGGCUUUGUGGAUGCCUUUGUGGCCCGUUGACCUGGGCUGUGGCUGUGAAUCCCAACUGAAAUCCAGAAACUUCUCAUUUCUUGGGUAAAAGCUCUUCUGAUAUGAGUGAUCACCGCUGAGGGGAACCUCAGGCUGCCCUGCGCUCCCCAUCCUCAGAUGCCAUUAUUUUACCAUACAAGUGCCAAAGAGCAACUAUUAAUUAUUGAAUUAUGCUUUAGGAGAGGCAUUAGGGAAUGUGAUUCCUGUCUUGCCUUUCAGGCUGAGGAAUAAUUGCUCUACCAGUAGGCACUCCCCCAGGAUUCUCCUGUGCGUUUCCAUUAGCUGCAGCUGCAGGACAAUCACCAGCUCCACGGGAGCUCCAUUCCCCACCCGCUGUCACUGCAGGGGCUCUGGCCCGGCUGUAUGGGACCCGGAGGUACCUCCAGUGGGACCGUGGUCAUUGUGCCACGGAAACAUGAGCUUGUCCCAUACAGCACCGCUGUGUGUCCUGCUGGGAAAUUAAUCAGUGACCUCAAUAUGCAACUCAGGAUGAAUCACAGCUACUGACAGAGGCGUCUCCAUGCCGCCGUGACUCUGGGAGAAGCGUGUCCCUGUGCUCAGACCAGGCAAUGCACAGAGACAGCCAACGUGGCGCAGAGCUGAGCUCAGGAGUCUUUUCCAACCUGAAGGAUUCUGUGAUUCCAGUUAAGGUUUACCAAAAGUAUUUACUGUCAUAUCCAUAAAGUGCCUCAGCUGCACAGCCCGCAGCACCCUGACAGUGACUGUGUGACAGUGACUGUGUGACAGUGACUGUGUGACAGUGACUGUGUGUGGCAGUGGCUGUGUGCUCUCUGCCUCACGUUGAGUUCGGUUGCCACUCAAGGUGCCAUUUCACAAAGCGGAUUUCCACACUGAAAAAUGCAAAUUUCAUUUCUUGUGGAAGACAGCUAAUGAAUGCUCCUCAGCAGUUACCCUCAUUAAUAGCUCUAUAAUUCUCUAAUGAAUAUUUAUGAGUGGUUAGCUGGAAGCAACCUACCUUGGUGCGUACAGACAUAUUUUGUAUGGAUUGUGUUUGAAAUUAAAAUAAUGGUAAUUCUUUUGGUGGAGAGUGCAGUGAAACAGUGGAGCAGAAUGCAAAUAGCCACAGGUGCAGCAUUUCUUUUCAUCGAUGGCAGCUCUGUGUUAUUCAGAGGCUCUUGCCAGGAGAGGUGUGCUCAAGGUGCUCUGGGUAUCCCGCAUGGAGCCCACACAGCCCUGCAGCAUGGCGUUCAAAGGGCUAUAUCCUGCAUGUAUCUAGCAGACUGUGGCAAUCUCCUUGUUAGUACUACAGUCAUAUAUCAUAAGAGCUUUGAUUCCCAUCUGCUUCUCUUUGUAUGUGCAUAGACUGCAGUGAUGGUUUCUGACCAGCCACAGAAAAAAAAGCAAGGAAACAUCAUGUCCUGCUUGUGCACUGACACACGUGGCAGGCUGCAGCAGAGCACAGUGCACACAUCCCCGUGUCCAGCAGCACUGCACCAUGUCCCCUCUCCACGCACAGCAGUAGCACAGUGCAGGAGCUGCUUGUCCUGCUGCAGGUAUUGCCUGGCUGCUGUAGGGCUGCUCACCCUGCAAAGCUUCCUUAUGAGCCUGGUGCUAAAUUUAUUUGGUGCUUCACGUCUGUUCUUAUGGAGGCAACCAUCAUUCUUUGCAUAACCAAACCUGUGACGAUAGCUCCAAAAUGCGAAACACCAACAAAGAGAAGCUCCUCCCUGUGGGACAUAUGUGCUGCCCAGCUGUUUGCAGAGAUCAGAACUGUGUGCCACCACAAGUCAAGAUCCUGAGCCAGCGACAGGCGAGCGGGAUCUGGGCCAAAGCAAUAAGGCGUAUCACUGUGCAGGGAUGCACCCAGCCUCUGGAUGGACGGACAGUGAACUCCCAGCAUACACAGUGGAGAGCUUCCCCCAUCCACACUGAGUCAGGAAAAAGGAACAGCUAUCCCACUGCACACCAGUUUUCUUGUUCCUUCUGCAUUUGAGUGUAAAGAAAGCAAAUAGAGUGUUUGAGAAGAGAACCAUCAAAUACAUGUAGUGCUGCUUGGUGAAAGGCAGCAAGGUAAGCACGUCUGGGGAAGGCUCUAAGUUCUGUCCCUGGUAUUUCAUAAAGUGGUAUAAAAGCUUACCUGAGGGUUGUCAUCACCUUGCCAUGUGAGCCCAGAGGGUGGGAGGGAGCUGGGAGCAGGGAAGUGGGGAGAAACCAGAUAUAAGGCCCUGGGAGCGAUGGGGGUGCCUGUGGGAGGACAGAGCCAUGCACAGCUGACAUGAGUGGGUGUGGGGUGUGACACUGGUGGGUACCUGGCAAUGGGUGUGACAUCGUAUGGCACCUCCAAAGGUGCCCAUACCAAAGGGUAUUCUUUAUCCUUUGGGACUUGGCAAUACGGCGCUUUGUAAGUGAAAAGCCACUGUCUGCAACAAGUGCUGCAGUUUCCGGUCAUUGCCUGGUAUUAAUCUCCAUCAUGAGAUGUUCCCAAUCAGUACAAAUUAAGUUUCCCACAGCAGUUGAUCAGCCAGAGCCCAGCAGGGCUGCUGCUGGAUUUCUGAUGGCGUUCACUCUGGCAGCACCACCCAUUCCCUGCAGCUGCUUUUUGCACACAGGAUGCAGAGGAGAGCCGUGGGGUUGCUGCUCUCCAGACGCAGACAGCGCACCGUGUGAGUAAUGCGUUACCUCUCGUUCAGCUCCUGCAUAGUCCCCACUGUAGUCAGUAGCACCAUUUCUCCCUGAAAUAAUUUCAGCUGGAGGGUGCAGCUUUCCCUAAAUUGUGCUUCUGAAAUGGUAUUUUGAAAUGAAAGACUUAAAAUUGGUAUUUGAAUUUGAGACUGAAUUUGAUUACCAGGGUAGCUCCUUAGCUGGAUUUUGAGCUCAGGCCUUGUGAAGCUGCUCAGCGCCCCGGCUUCUCACCUGACUUUGCAUAAACCAAAUGCCAAAUUAAUAACAUUUCCCACAGCAAAUUCCACUGUCCGUCUGCACUGAUUCCCCCUCGCCAUGCUGACGCCCAAGGCAGCUCACCGUGUGCCAGUGAAGAAAAUACUGGCAACCCUUCAGGGCAGGAGCAGGCACGGAGCAGGAGCAGCAGCAGGCAGGCAAGGGACUGAUCCGUGAGCACCGUGUAUGCCCUAUAUCUCAGUGCAAGGAGAGGCAUUUUCUCUCUUUUCUUCCUUCUAAAGCAUUUCAGAACAUACAGGGGACUGCACUACAGACUGACCUGUAGAACCACAGCACAUCCCUGGCGGAGGGGAGCCCGCCAUCCCAGCUGCCAUGGGAGGACAUGCCAGGGGCUCACCCAGCCUUUGUCCUUCGCGCCAUGAAAUCCUCUGGCACUGGGGACACACACCCAGGGCAGCUGUGCAGGGCUGAUGGCUCUCCCUGGGAAAUAUUUCCUCCUGGUGGCAAGAAGAAACUUUUGCUGGUGCCACUGCCCUGUGUCCUCUGUGUGGAUCCUGGUGUCAGGGCUUGACAAGAGUUCAUCUGUGGCUUGGCUAAUGUGCAGAGCAUAGUCUGACUGGCUCUGCUCAGUGCUGUGCUAACACUGCAAAAGGAACUUGAGCCCUCCUUGGAAUAUGAGCAAGUUUAUUAAAGUCAGCAGUGCAACGGGAAAGUAUGGAUUGCAUUUUAUGUGGACUGAGCUCACCUCAGCGUGUUACAAAAAGGUAAGGAAUGGCUUCUGCAGUUGCAUUAGUUAAAAGCAUAAUAACAACUGUGCAUCUUCCUGCUUUGGGUCAGUAGCUGCCCCUGAGCCUGAGCUGGGGAUCCCUCACCUGGAAGGGGCGGAUGAGGAGUUCAGCUGAGAUGCAGUGGUACACUGUGUGAUAAAGUCCCUGUAAAAGUGAGUUCAUAAUGCCCUGCAGCACUUGGCAGACAGCAGCACUGCAUCUGCAGCACAGCCGCUCUGGGCCAUGCAAGUGUCCCCUGCAGCCACUGCAGCACAGAGGUGACCCACACCCAGCACGCAGCCGUUCUGCUGCCAAGUGGUCUUUGUCUGUCUGCUGUGUGUGCUUAUUCCAGGGGGACUGCUUCCUGUGCUGUGCAGACAGGAGGAUUUCCUUGUUGAAAUGUCACCAUAAUAAACAGCUGCAUAAUAUUUAUGGUAGGUUUGCUGCACUUUAACUCUUGUAUGUAUGGCCUUUCUGACUUCUGAUGGCUCAGUCAGGAGCUGAUGCAGUGUCAGUGCUGAGCUGCAGCUGCUGCAGUGCUGAGGUGGCCCUGGCUGCACAGCUUCUGGCUGUGAUGUAACCCUUGCUGGGGGCUGCAGAUCACAGAAUCACAGAACUGUAGGGGCUGGAAGGGACCUCCAGAGGUCAUGGAGUCCAACCCCCCCUGCAAAGCAGGCCCCAAACUGGGCCCCUAAACUAGGAUGCCUGUUGUGCCAUGGCCCAGGUGCGGUGUUUCAGUGCAGACUUUUUCCUUCGAGGUGGGGCACUGCUCUGGUGAGGGCUGGGGCAGCUGUAUGCUGGUGUGAGGAGAAGGAGAAGGAGGAGGAGAGGAAGAGGAACCUGAAUGGCACAGAUAAGCCUCGAUGUCCUUGCCCAGCCCAGCUGCCCUGCCCUGCUCCCGCACCCCCUUGCUCAAGGCCAGGGCCAGUUUCAUUCCAUCCCAGUGGUGCUGCAGGAUCCCCAUCACACCCCAUGCCUGCCGCAGGUGUGCCUGACCCAACCCAGCAAUGCCCAUGUCACAGGAGGCUGCUGCCAGGCACUGCCUGCAGCCAGCAUCACCCAGGCACAGCAUGCAGUGCCCUGCCAAACUGUGGCCUUGCAGCCGCUGCCCCAUCCUCCAUCAGCACGGCUCAGUGUGCCCAGGCUGGCUGUGCUGUUACCGUGCUCACAGUUAUGGGCAUCAAGGUGGGCAGGCUGCACUGUGGACAGUGAGCGCUGGCUUUGCAAUGCAGGACACCUGCCUGGUGAACCCACCUGCUCUAACUCUCUACAUCUGUCUCUAAGUGCUUUCAGAGAACCAAACUGCAGGAGGUAAUGCUGCCAGCAGAUUCUGUUUUCCCUGUCAUUGGGUUAACUGAGGAACAAAGACAAGAGUAAAAAUACCAGCUCUGAAAACCAUGGGGUGCAGGAGCUCUGUGCUAGAAAAAUUUCCUUUCACCUUCAGGAGGGGUGAUGGCAUCGAGCACCCUUUGUGGCGAUCCUAAGGGCGGCCAGGCUCAGCGUGUCUCUGGUUGCAAGCAGGGAAGGCUUCCAGCCAUGCAUCCCAGCAGAGCCCCAGUGACCGAGGGCAGCUCUUCCAGCAAGGCUCAGCUCCCACUUCUGGAGCGUGCGUUUGUUCUGUGCUCAGGAUGGAGCGCUUACCUGAGAGCUCCACCACUGAUGAGUGAGUUUAUAACGUGGAGGGGACCUACUGCUGCACCUCCUCUGUCUGCCUUGUUUGUUAAUGUCCUGAAUCUCCUCAUGAAUGGCUGCGCUGAUUUCUGCAGUUGCUUAAUAAAACCAAACUACUUCCCAAAAGGAGGAGUGCAGGUAGGCAGGCUGCUGGGAUCUGAGCAGGUAGGCUUUGGCAGACACGUGGCAGCUUUUGCAGAUAAGUUCAUUGCACUUCACUUCAUGUUUCUGUGUGUUUCUGAUUAUUUUUUUUUUCUUUUUGCAGAAAUACUGAAUUUAUCUAAUUAAUAUUUUUUUGAGCCCCAGCAAUGCAUUUGUCAUGGUUCAUAGUACCCCUGCUCUGUGUCAGUUCCUCCAAGUACAAAGGAAUCCCUCUGCAUCCUGUUGGCUUUCCCUGCUCUGCAGACCUAAAACCCUUGGAGAACGUCAGAGAACAGCCCUGCUGCAUUGGAGAUUGGCACAGGACAGUGCUGUGCACAUGGAGGCCAGGUGGGAGAUCUGGCUCACUGAGUGCAGGACUCUGAGGAACUGGUAACUGAUGCACAAAGCUGCGUCCUGGGCGUUGUGCCACCUCACAGCAUGACACGGUGAUACACGGUCGCCAACGUCCCCUGGGGUGGGUGAGCACAGCUCCAGAGCUCCUCGUCCUCAUCUCCUUCAAGUCUGAGACUGUUGCAGUGGGUGGAUUCGCUGACAGAACUGAGCCAUCUGGCAGACCCUGCCUGCUCCGCUCUGUUAAUGGCCCUGGGAUGUGGGCAGGACACGGGCUGAGCGGUAAGGAGCCCUGCUGUGCUGUGCGUGCUGCCUACCACGAAGCUGUGUUGAGCAGUGCCAGGAGCACAGGAAACAGGCAGCUGUUCCCUGCCCACCACGUACAGCACUGCCAUCCCUGCGCGGGGUCAGGGUGCUGCGCGCCACCGCUUGCUGUGCUGCAAUAAGCGCUUACUGCAGCAGUGCUGGGGCUGAAGCGCUGCUGUCUGUGCACCAUAGAGAACAAAUCAGAACGUGCUGACAAACUGGAACACCCUGGAUGGGAGGAUUCUGGCCUGUUUCCCAGCAAGUGGCUGAGUGCCCCCGUGCAGCUCCUGGGAACAAACAGCCCCGCUCACAUCACAGCUCACAGACACCAGGUGUCAGCUCCCCUUGCUGACAGUAACCAUCACCGGACAAAAGAGAUCCCGCAUUUCAGGGCUGCCUUCCUAAGGCGCGGGCUGGCACUACCAGCACGUAACCCCAGUUCUUACUGUGGCAAACUGCAGCUGCCUGAGGGUGAGAGCCCUCGCAGGGCAGCUCUCAUGAGGACUUGGGGGUGCUUUGGAGAAAAAAAUCAAAGAAUGGCUGUGGGUAAAUAAGGGCUCUUAUUUCAUCUACUGGAUUCUGUGAAGAGAGUCGGGGAACUACACCAGGCUGUCGGCUGUACUUUCAAAGUGGUGCAAGGAGCCCUGCUUUGCUGCAUUUUCUUACAGAGGCCGGCUGUUGGAGGAUUUCAUCCCUGGUGGGAAGAUCUGCAGAGGAAGAAGUCACGUCACUGCACUCCCUGCAGCACUUGUCAUGCAGGGGGUGGGCACGGUCAGCCCUCGCGAUGAAAGCCCACAUCAGAACGUGCUGCCUCUGCAUUUUGGCACUGCAGGAUGCUCCGUAUAUAAGCUGUCACUGUCAUGAAAUGCAUUCCCACCUGUUUCAGUCCCAGCAGCCCCAUUGCAGCCAUGAGCUGGGCCCACUGACCGGCCCCGGUGCUGCGGGAGCUGCCGACAGCAGACACCUCCAGGAUGAGCACAGUAACUCCCAGGGAUGUGAGUGCAGGGCAGCCCCAGCCCGGGGUCAGAUGAGGCCAGCAGGGCAGCUGCCUGCCGCCUCAGCCCCCCCUCACCCCGUGCCCCCCAGAGCCCCACGCUGUGUUUUUCCCAGGGCAGUCCAUCACUGCCUUUGGGCCUGAACUUAUUGCUGCUUGCAGGCAUACAGGUGAAUCACAGCCGGGCAGACAAAGCCCACGCCAAUUUUGCUGCCACCUGGUGCACUGCUAUGCUAAUCAUUGACCAUUAUAAAUCCUUCUUUAUGAGAUUCCAAGCAAUUACAUUUCCUGCUCUAAAAACACACCAGGAAGGUAAGGAGCUCAAAGGUAAGCAAUCUUAUUUAAUCUGGAGUUCAUGCUGUUCAUUUACAAGAAAGCUGCUUGCUGUGGAUAUUAAAGCAUUAAGGUGCAGCUGCAGAAUGAAGUUCUUAAACGAGGUAACGUGGCUGCUCCACAUACGGAGCGCAGCCUGCGGCCAUCGGUGGGUUUCUCAUUGGUUUGUAAAGGUCUGUGCACGUGCAAAUUGGAACGUGUGCACCUGUGCCAUGAGAGCACAGAGAGCCACGUAACCCCGAACGGCAGCAACAGGAAUUUAGAGGAGUUUUUUCGGAACAAACUGAAAUCUUUCAUGACUGUUCCUGGGCACCGAAUGGGAUCAAGGUCAGAGCUGCAGCUGCUGUUCUGCAGCUGGUAAUCAGGAUGGAUUCCGAAGAAACGCACCGGUUAAGAAAUCACGGUGUUUCAGGUGCGUUUGUGCUCCGGGAUCACAGCUCAGCAGCACUCCAGGUCAGCCGUAGGAGCACCGCACUCAGACGCCGCAGCACCCGCAGCCCCGCCCCGCGCAGCCCCGCGCAGCCCCGCCCCGCCCUCGGGCGCCCCCUGCUGGCCAUCAGGAGCCGCGCGCCGCGCAGGGCCCUCUGCCGGCAGAGAAGCGCCGUCUCGCGGAAGAUGAGCGGUUGGUGCUCAGAGCCGCGGGGCGCGACUCAGCGCUGCACGUCUCGUCUGCUGCCUUCAAACAGAGCUCUCUGCUGUCGCUCUGGCCGUUACCGACCCGUGGCUCUCUAGAGGAAUAGGGACUGACUGUUCUUCGGUGAGAAACCUGCCAGAAAGACGAACUUAAACUGAGACGAUGUGUGUUUUUAAAAGCAGUCAUCCCUCCCUCCGACAGUUCUCAGUGUGCAAAUGACUGCAUUGGAUGGAAAAAAUCGUGCAGGGACUCCCGGAAGGAGCAGCUCAGUGGCACAAAGCACUGCAGCGAUGCGCUGUGCCGGGUGAGUGCAAACAUGGCUCACGGCGCUACGUUUUAAUGAGCCGGGACAAAUACUGAAGAUCUUUGAAAAGCACAGAGGAAUGUGUACACAGAGGGAAGACGUGCUAUUUAGAUAGGCACACCCUGACCUUUGCAGGCACUGCCCGGCCAGCUGGGCUCCCGCAGCCACGGGGCCACGGGAGGUGCUGGGCCUGCAGCCGGGCUGGGGCUGCAGGGGGUGGGGAUGCUGGCAAGUUUGCCCUCUUACAUACGGGUUGUAAUUGCCGAGCUGCGGGAUGGUGGUGAAAUUCAGGCAGGAAGUGCAGGGUUUCCUUGGGCCUGCAGUGCUGGCAGGAAGCAGUGGCUGAGCGGUCGCUGCUGCGGGGCGCACAGCUCUGAGAAGCGCGUGUGCCGGCGGGGGUGGCAGCGUGGCUUCACUGCGAGGUCCCAGAGCUGAACGAAAGCUGCUGAGAUACAAAGAGAGUUGGCAAUAUAAGGAAAUGGCGGCUGCAAUGGAGCACACUGCUGGAAAGCAAGACACAACAUUGUAUUUCUGGAGUUUGAAUGAUGUCAAUGUAUUUACUGAGAAGGAGGUGAGAUCAAUCUGCUGAGAUGCAAGGAAAAUGGGGGAAAUUCACUUCCUUUUCUUUUGCUCGGAGUGUUUGCAGAGCUGCAGUGCUCCGGGCUCACAACAGCCACAGCACCACCCUCGUGCUACCCCAGACGUUUACCCGGACUGCUGCUGCCUCUUUAAGAGGAAGAAUGAACACAGUUUUAAAUGCAUUCUCUCUGCAUUUCAGAACGGCCUGCGCUUUGCCCACCCCCACUCCAGCACACGCAGGCUCCUGCAGGUUUGGGAACGGCACAUCAGUUCAUUGCUGUUGCAGUGUUGCAAUGCCUAAAGCCCUUCACAAAGCAAAGCUCCCAGUGCCUUUGCUGCCUGUUUGGAUACCUCCAUUUCCAGCUGCUGGUGACAUGUUUCCCAUGGGCUGCUCAGACAGGAGCUGCCUCUCAGUGUGAGGAGCUCUGUGCAGCUGGUAGGUGCUGCCCAGACAUGCAGCGAGCCACUGCAAUGCUGGGGCACAGCAGCAGAGCACUGCUUUUCUCCACUGCAGUCAGCUCAAGAAUGCUGAGGGCAGCAAAUGUCCUCCUGCCUAAAUACCCAGGAGGGAGCUGUUAUCAGCGAGGGGCAGAAGGUGAAGCUCUGGGCUCUGGUGGCAUCCCGAGAGGUGCCAGCCGCUCUGCCAGCACUUCCCCCAGCGUGGGGUGGCCCCACAGAGAUGUGGCAGCACUCCAUGGUGUGGAGGAAAGGUUGGCCUGGGGAGGUCCACUGGCAGCAAUAGCAUGUUCAUCACUCAGCAGGUUUUAAUCACUGUUGGCAUGUUGUGCUGAAGACCAAAGCUAAUGAAGUCUCCAUACACACACAGGACAUGAAGUGCCCCAGACCCAAGCACUGUGUGGGGAUGCAGGUGCUGCCGACCUCUGCACUGCUCCCACUGCUUUCCCAGAGCACAGGGUGGCAGUGAGCAGCGUCACUGAAAUGCCGAGACGGGAAGCAGUGGCUGCAGCUCUGCCUGCUGCUCUGUGCGUUUGCCAUGCAAAACUCCACCAAAGCUUCUGGAGGCUGCGUGCAGUCCGGAGCAGUUUCUGGAACCAGAGGCAAAGUGUAUUUCAUGCUGCCGUGUCUUCAACCACCAUUAUUUGCUCAGGUCUGUGAAGCAGGAGCAGCAGCACACCUCUCAGGGGACCUCCUUGUUUUCCUCUCCAGGCAUAAGUCUGGCAGCCACAAGGCAGCACAGAGAAUUAAAAAUGGACUUCUGCAGGAGGAUGAGAGGCUGCGAGCCUGCUGAUUAUACCUCUGUCUGCAAGCUCACCUGCAGCCUGGAGGCAGACGACGCUGUAUGCCUGAGGACAGGCACCUCCUGCUGUACUGCCCCUGCUCUGCUCACACACCACAGCUCAGGCUCCAAUAGGUGCGUCCUCUUUGGGGAAACAGAAAUGUACUUCAAAACUUUAAAUCCGUGGCUGCUUGUGCUACUGGGAUCGCUGCUGGGAGGGAGGUUCCCCCACUGCACGAGUCCAUUCCUCCACCUGAACGGCACAGCAGCCCUUUUCUGCUCACUGUAAUUUUGAUUUUAAAAGCAUAAAAGCAUGUGCAUUAUCUUCCAUUCCCAUGCCACACAGAGCUGCAGAGUGUGAAUGAAAUCCCAUGUCAGAUGAAAAUGGGAAACGUAGCCACAUGCUUACAUAUGAUUCUGUGUUAGGAGGUUGGGACUUUGGCAGGACGUGUUCAGCUCUGCUGACAGGUUUGUGUGUGCUCAGUGGGACUCCCACUGGGUUCUCAGGAGCUCUGCAGCCCCGUGUGCAGCACUGCUGGUGCCCGGCUGCCAUCCUGGACGAGCACUGUUUUCCAGAUUUGACUCUUCUUUAUUGUGUGCAAACUGAAGUCCAUUUGCACCCUCUCCAGUGGCCCUGCAGCUGCCAACGUUACCUCAGACACCUCCAGAACAUCUUCUGUGGAAGCUGGUGUUAAGUGAUGUUGGACACACCUCUGCAGGAGCAGCAUUUUCCUCCUGCGUUGUGUGGCACAUUGUGGCACGCAUGCAGAUGCGGGUGGAUGGGAUCCCUGUAACACCACAGGUAAUGCAAAAGUUGUAAAUGGUCCGUGAUAGGAGCGUGCUGCACCACGCUGCUCGGGAAGGUCUGCCAGGAAGGUCUGCUUAAACAGAGCUGUAAUUUGUUGAAAUAACACUGCCCAUCAGAGACCAAUAUAGCAGGUUAACUAUAGCAGGAAGGCUGGGAUUCUGGCUGGCGAUGGAGCAUGAACAGCCUGCCCACAGGUGGAAGCAGCCAGCAUGUUCCUCAGUGCUUCUGCCAAACUAAAUGAGCAGCAGUGGUGAGAAACACAAUCUCCUCGGGGGAGGAAGCAGGAGAUGUGCUCCCAUUGCUCAGCAGAUUUGAAAGAGCAGCAGAGAUCAGUGCUGGCUCUCCUGUCACACUGUACGUCAUUGCUUGCCCGUGGUUCAAGGACCUGGAGCUUUUUUGAGAGCUCUGCGUAUGAUGAAAGUCUUCCCCACACAAACAGCUCAAUCUCACAUAGAACUAUCCAGCAUUAUCGCGUUGGGCUUGGGACUCACAGGACCUGAGCUCACGUGUUUUGCCAACAACCCCCUCUGUAGUUUUAGGUUCCUCGCUUAUGUUGUUACCUGUUGCCCACCCAUGGAAUUGCAGAAGGUGUUUCCCAGCCCUGCGCCCUGCCUCCAGCAGCAGGGAGGGUUGCUGCAUGCGGUGGCUGUGAGCUGGGGGGUCGGGAUGCAUUCACAGUGCACUUCUGUAGCACAGUGCCAAAGCCCAACAUCUGCUUCCCAGUGACUUUUUCCACUCACAACCUUGUUAUUUCUCAUCUGUGAUUACAAAACUCGGGUGUUUACCAGCACCACGUGCUCAAAAAGACAUGGAUCUGCAUUUUUCAGAUUCCUUCUGUGAAAUACAACCCUGUUUCCAGACAGGAUGUAGUGUUGGCAGAAGUGCAGAUUUCUCACAUGAGGAACAGAGCCUGAAGGUUUCAGGGCUGCUGUGCUGCACUGUGGAUGCAAAGCACCACACACUGGCAGAGCUUUGCAUGCUGCUGGGGAAUGGAGACCCACAGAGCCCAUGGAUAACCUGAUCCCGAGUCAGGUAAUGCUUCCUGGGGCAACACUUCCACAGCUGUGAUGAGAUAUAUGUACGGCUUCAUAUAUAUAGCACUGUAAGCUUCCACUGUGAUUUAUUGGCAAGCGCGAAUAAAUCUGUUUCUUUGGCUGCAGGAGCACACAGGGGGGACGGAGAGGCUGUAAAAGUAACUCCUGUGCAGCCCGAUCCCAUGCAGUGAAUUCUCACAGCCCACACGGAGCUGUUUCCCAGUGACUUCUGUGCAGCCACGGGCAGCCAACAAGUUGCUGCACAGCACUGCGUGCUGCUAUACACCGCUGCGUGCUGCUGCAUGCCACAACAUGAUGCUGCACACUGCUGCAUGCCUCUGCUACACCGCUGCACGCCGCUGCACACUGCCACAUGGCUUCAGAACCAGGAACCAGCUGAAGAGCUCACAGCAGGACUGAAAAGCCAUGCUGGGCCACAGUGUGCAGGACUGAGCCCCCACAGACCGCGUUUCAUUGACUCACAUGGUAACAUUUUUCUCUUUAGCAUUUCCAGUAACAUUGCAACACAUUUCACAGAAUGCUCUAUUUAAGGUCAUACCCUUGGCCGUUUGCUACUAAAACCUCACAAUUGUAAUUUUCCAGUACUAAGAACAAAGCGACUGGGAAUGGCUGUGAUGCAGGCAGGGAAAGGGUUGGGAGGCCGCAGGUGCUUACAUGGAGAGGUGCCAUUCCAAGCACAGGGAAGCAGUCGGCGGCAGAGCACACCAGGCAGAACGUGCUGGUACCUGAGCAGGACACUGCCAGUGCAUAAAGAAAACUCCGGAGAAUGUUUCCACGUUGGGAUGUAACUCUGAAUGGAAAAGGUCUUCCAGAAGUUGGCUCCAGACCCUCAUCCUCGGUCGGUGGAGUCACCGAGCCUGGUGGUGUUCAAAGAGCGUUUGGACGUUGUGUUGAGGGACGUGGUUUAGUGAGAACCAUUGGUGAAGGGCGAAUGGUUGGACUGCGUGAUCCUGUGGGUCUUUUCCAACCUUAGCAAUUCUAUGAUUCUAUGAUUCUAUGAGCCUUCUUCAGGUGCUGUAAUACAGUUUUAGGAGGUUCCUGGGCAAAGUGCUAACAAUGGAAUACCGGCACUGUGCAAUUCCAGUGGAGCCGUUCAGCCCAUCCCCGCUCAUCCGCAGCCCCCACUGCUGCACAGAUCCGUUCCUGGGAGGCACUGCUGGCACUCGCAGUGCGUGGCUCUGCUGGCCCCGCUCGGCUCCUCUCACUGCAGCCCCAAAACUGCUCUAUCCACCGCGGGCUUUAACUUCCAUCAGCAUAUCAACCUGAUUUCUGCUAAUAGGAAAAUGAAAUGUGUCUUUCUGUCUCCAUUUUGCAAAAGAUAAAGAACUAAGAGUGUGCGUGACAUGACAGAACCUCAAUCUGACCUUCUCCUUGGGCAUUAUUAAUAGUAAAUGCAUAUCGGGUGGUUUCACAACGACCUUGAGAGCGAGUGACACAUCUCACCUGCUGGGGCGCAGUUCCCCAGGCAUUUUGGAAAAGGAAAUCCUUAUUUCUAUUAACUUAUGGGGAAAAUGGAAGCACUGCGGUGUCCAUGCAGAGGUUUUUCCAGUGUCCCAAAACGCCCAACGCAGAAAUGCCCGCGGGUUUUGGGGGCUUACCUGUAAGCACUGUAUUUACUGUGGGCUAAUGAAGAAGAAAUAAAAUUCAACUUCAACCUCCUUCCAAUUUGCAAGUUAUGAAAAAUGCUUCUAGAAGGGAGCUAAUAAAUGUGAUGGAUGUGC